UUGGCUGGGUGGUGUUGGUUGAUGCUAUAAGCGAAGAGCAAGCAGCCUGCAGGAAUGGUUGUUGUGGAGUUUGUUUAGCCCAUCGGCGUAGCAGACAUUCACGUAUUUACUGCCUGGGCGGUGAGGGUAUGGUGAAAGCAGAGAAGCCAGCUGGCCCUGACGACGAUGACCUCACUUCCCUCACGUGGCUGCAAGACAAGAACCUCCUCAAGGGAAUGAACCUGCGUACGGCGAGCAAUGCCGGGGCGCAGGGCUCCCCGACAAGCGACUACGUGGAUGAGGGCAGCUGCUGCUCGACCGGAGAGCCCCCUGCCAGCGACUCGAGCGGCUGCUCCUCCAGUGGGCGCUCGCCUGCCAGUCCCGGCUCCGCCAUUGCCGUAGCUGCCACCGCCACUGCCACGGGCACCACCCCCGGCACCACGCCCGUAACGGGUGCAGCCGCUGUCGCUGUGAUGGCUGCCCGCGGCAAGCAUCCGCAGCAUGUCCCCUAUGACCCUCUGGUUCACAUUAAUUCCAAACCCCCUUAUUCCUUUUCCUGCCUCAUCUUCAUGGCGAUCGAGGACUCUCCGGGCCACGCACUACCGGUGAAGGAGAUCUAUGCUUGGAUACUGGAUCACUUCCCGUACUUCAAGAAUGCACCCACUGGAUGGAAGAAUAGUGUGCGGCACAAUCUCUCUCUCAACAAAUGCUUCCGGAAGGUCGAGAAGGCACCAAAUUUGGGUAAAGGUUCCCUGUGGAUGGUUGACCCGAUGUACCGACCGAACCUCGUGCAGGCACUUGCGAAGUCGCCCUUCCAUCCGUACAGCACCAUUGUCAGCAGAACUGCUUCUGUGAAUAGCAGUCCGGGCUCCGGUUCGCUGCCGAGCACCCCGGCGAAGGCACCGCCGUCCCCCGGCCGCGCGGCUCGUCAGCAGUCUCCCCCGGCCACUGCCGCAAGUAGCAGUGGGAAUGGCAGUGGCGGUGGCAGCAGUGGCGGCAGCAGCAACAGCAGCAGCGUCAGCACUGGCAGUGCCAACAGCAACAACAACAACAACAACAGCACCGGCACCAACAGCAACAGCAGCACCACCAGCAAUACCAGCACCAGCGUCAGCCCGGCCAGUGCCAACAACAGCAACAGCAACAACAACAAUAGCAACAACAACAACAACAACAACGUUCCCGACCCGACGCUUUUCCCGUUUCUCAGUCGUCGACUCGCACUGAGUACCACCCCGCAGUCGGGAUCCCCCCCGCCAUCGCAACCCUCCGCCCAAGUGAGCCGCGACGACAGCCUCGACGAUGUGGAUGCUGCGGCGGCGAUGCUAGCUCUGAAGCACGCGCAUCUCCGUAUACCGCGCAGAGAUGACUGGUACAAAAGGCUGCGUGAAGAAACCUCUGAAGCUGUAGGACUUCGCAAGAAAAUGAGAGUAUCAUCUAGACCUGGCCAGACGGAGGAGCGAAUGGUGAUCACGACAUCGCCGAGUGAGGACCACACGUACAGUGCCGCCCUCAACCUAUCGGCCCGCUCCUCUGGAAAUGUCGCCGUGUCGACUACGCCUGCAGGCCCUCACGGGCCCCACGCCCCGCCUUCCACGACUUCCUCGCCGGACGAGGCUUUCGAGGAAGGUUCUGACUCGGAUGACGGAACUGACGGAAAAAACACUCGACUGGGUCGCGGAGCGACUGUCGACACCGUACCGUCGGUGACGUCUGCGCACCGCAUCCUCUACAACCGCCAGGAUCGAGGGGACACCUCGGACGAGGAGCGGCGCAAGAUCGCGGAAGGUGCCGAUGCCCUCCUCAACUUGGCCGGGAUUCGCACUGACGGAGGAGCGCUCUCCCCUCCCACCUCACUCGUGGCACCGAGCCCUGCUCCACCGCCACUGCAGAAUCCAGCUCCGGCACCACAGGCGACUCAGCCUCCGCCUUCUUCGGUGUAUUCUGGCCCGAGGAGCAGGCGCCGCAAGAAACCGCCUCCGCCGUCGUCACGGGCCGUUGCGACCCAGAAGUACCAGCACCACCGUUCCUCGUCGGGACACGGGAGUGGUUCGCACGGAGAGAAGAGGGGUAGUGGCUCCUCCACCACUUCGCGGAGGUAGGGCCACUCGCACCGUGGCUGUAGUGCGGUAGUGGCCACUCGGAGUGGCGUGUCGGCUCCCUGGGCGUUUUGAGAAAGUUCGCGUAUAGCGAGUUGGAACCACCCGGGUCGUACACGGACCGAGGGAGAAAAAUGUGAGUCCACUUUUUUCGUGGUUGUGUGGGGGCUUGACCGGUCUUUCUAAUUUUGUUUUAAUACACGCCUUCUCGUAAUCUGCCGUCUCUUCUUUCUCACAAAAAUACUGCUUAUUGGCUUGUGUUAUGCUGCACACAACUUUAGCAGAAUAAAGCAAUUCGUAACACCUUGACUUAAUGGGAUUUGCUCAUUCAGUUAACUCUUAACCAAAGAAUUUGGUUGUCCUGUUGAAAAUUUGGCUUUCUUUAAGUCAUCGAAGGUCUUCCUUACCUCUGUUCUUGUGUGAUGCAUUUAUCUCGUGCAUUCAAAACAGUAAUGAGAUUCCCAUUCAAUUAAUAUAUGAGGAAUAUAAUGGCUUUCAGUUAGUGGAUUGAUACAAGGUUUCCUAGUAUCACAAAACAAAACAAUUUUGUCUCAAUUGUUUUCAGAACAUACUUCCAAUUGGUUUAAUAACUUUCUUGUACACAUGCAUGUGCAGUUACAUGCCAGUUACAUAUAUGCAUUUUACUUUUUUAUGUUGCUAGGAAAGCUUCUGUUGCCUUUUUGGUUAG
Molecule: messenger RNA, 2766 nt
Organism: Schistocerca cancellata (South American locust)
Lineage: Eukaryota; Metazoa; Arthropoda; Insecta; Orthoptera; Acrididae
Product: hepatocyte nuclear factor 3-alpha-like
Exons: 9
Coding region: 129-2081 (650 amino acids)
Biological process (GO): regulation of DNA-templated transcription
Cellular component (GO): nucleus
Molecular function (GO): cis-regulatory region sequence-specific DNA binding; DNA-binding transcription factor activity
Source: RefSeq, a predicted model, not a curated record